This is a messenger RNA of Mobula hypostoma (lesser devil ray), 3278 nucleotides long. RefSeq lists its product as uncharacterized. The record is from RefSeq and is a predicted model, not a curated record. The coding region runs from base 121 to 1341 and encodes 406 amino acids. The transcript has 11 exons. Lineage: Eukaryota; Metazoa; Chordata; Chondrichthyes; Myliobatiformes; Myliobatidae.
CUCCACUGUUCCCGCUCCCGACAACGCUGGAAUUGCAGAGAGGGGAUGAACAUCUUGGUUCCAUGAGCAGGUCCUUCAGCAACCCGCGUUUAUGAAAGUGUGGUUUAUCAUGACACGAGAAUGAUGAAGAAACCGAAGAAGAGUAAGAAGGAGCAGGGAAAGAAUGUUUCAAUCAUCGUUCAAAAAUUUCUGAAAACCUACGAACAUCACUGUGGUCAGACAUCAAGUGCAGUCAGCUCAAUGCUUGUACGUAAUCUGCAGAAGUGCAUCGAAAAUGAAGAAAUCCUGACCAAGUUGACGCUUGCUGGGCCUGAGACAUCUGCAGAUCCACUGCCACCAGUCACUCUGAAACCACUGCUAAUGACAAUUCGAGAUGAGCGUUAUAUGUAUGGAAAGGAGCUGUAUGUCUGGCAUGUUGCUCUCAGCAAUGAGGACAUUGCAAAUUUAGCAAUAAUUCUCAAACUCCGUGGACGGACGUCUUAUCCGUUUUCCAAAAUUGAAUUGUUGGAUUGUGGAAUUGAUACCUGGUCAAUUGAAAGGCUUGGGAAAUCUCUCAAUUUUAGUGUGCUGACUUGCAUUGUUCUGGAUUACAAUGAAUUUCUCGAUGAAGGCCUACGAGGACUAUGCCAUGGACUGAAGGGAAAUGGUCAGCUGUUAACACUAAGCAUGUGUUACUGUGAUCUAGGACCUCCAAGUGGAUCAUUCUUGGGAGAGCUGGUGGCCAAAACUGCCAUUAGAGAUCUGCUUCUGGAUGGAAAUAAUCUGCAGUGUGAGGGGGCUUAUGAGCUGAUUACGUUUAUUGCCAAUUAUGCCGAACAUGUGGCGAGGAAGAAAUCUGGGGCAUCUUCAGAUAUUGAGGGCGAAACAUCAAAGCCUGUUCUGGAAGAUUUACAUUCCGUUUCAUCAAAUGAAAACACAAAACUUAUUGUUGGCAGUGUUGAUAUGAAUAGCAACAUUCCUGGAUCCAAGAAGGAAAGAAAAGGGAAGAAAAAGAAGGAGCUCCCACAGAUUGGCCCCUGGUUAUCUAAAUUACACCUCGCAGAUAAUGGCAUAGAUGGAAGAGGGAACAAAGGCAAAAUAGGUGCAAUGGCAUUUGCAGAAACGUUAUGCCAAUUGAUAAAGUUUUCAGACCAUUUGACAGAACUGCAUUUAGAUGGUAACUGCUUGGGUGAGCUGUGUGGGAAACAGAUACUCGAUGCCUUAACGAAAAGGAAAGAAGCAAAACUCCAGGAUUUAAAAAUUGAAGUCUCAACCCAAAUGAAUGCAGAUACUUUUAUAAACAUCUUUCAAAAUGCCAGAAAGCACAAGAAAGCCACAAGGAAAAAGAAGAAAAAGAAGUGAUAACAUGAAUCAGUGUCCUCCGGCAGUGCCAGAUCCAAUUCUACACCAAAGUUAAUAGUCCAAAUUCCUUAUCAAUGGUGUCAUCAAAGAAGUUAGCCUCAAAAUUACGGACAUAAAAAUCUGCAUCUCUUUCAUGUUUCCAGAAAACUCUCGUAAUCUUGUGGGGGGAAAAGAGUUUGUGUUGGAUGACAUACCCAGUGUUCCCAUCCAAAAGAAAAUCUGAAGAUUAAGUUUGUUUUGCAUUUCUUUCUCCAAAAUUCACUGUUGACCUGUUGCUGCAGAAAAUUGGACCUUCCACUUUUGCCUCAAAGUGUCAGUCUUUAAAGAUUGAGAACCUUGUCACUUGGAUUGUAACUAUUAUUGAGUCCUGGGAUUCAUCCUUGGCCAAAGAUGGAAACUGGAGCAGCCACACUACCUUUCACCUAAAGAAACAGGUCAGAGAAAGAGUAUUCCAUAGCAAAUGAUUCACCAGUACCUUUCUAAUAUCCACAAGGCUAAACUCAAGGCCGUAAUAGAAUAAAUACAAGAGAUUCUGCAGUUGUUGACAAUCUUGAGCAAGACGCACAAAAUACUGAAAGAACUCUGCAAGUCAGGCAGCAUCUAUGGAGGAGAAUGAACAGUUGACAUUUCCAGCCAUGACCCCUCAUCAGGACUGGGAAAAGAGGUGGAAGAAGCCGGAAUAAGAUGGUGGGAGGGAGGGGAAGUCGUACAACCUGGCAAGUGAUAGGUGAACCCCGAUGAGGGGGAAGGCGAGUGGAGAGAAUCUCGAUCAGAUUCCUCCUUCUUCAGCCUUUUAUCUCUUCUUACUUCAUCCCUACUCCCCCGCCCACACACCCUCACCCUAUCACACAUGAUUUCACCUGUCACCUGCCAGCUUGUGUUCCUCCCUCCCCCCACCUUUAUAUUCUGACUUCCACCCUCUUCAUUUCCAGCCUCAGCCAACAACGUCGACUGUUUAUUUCCCUCGAUAGGCGUGCCUGACCUGCCGAGUUCCUCCAGCAAUUUGCGUGUAUUGCUGGAAUAGAAUAUUCCCCAUUUGUCUGGAUGAAUGAAUUUGAGAAAUAUCCAGGCCAACGGGACCCAUUUGAUGACACUAAAUCCACCAGUUUAAGCAUUUCACUCCCUGCACCAGCAGCUCACUCGGACAGUGCUGUGCACCACCUAUAAAAUGCAGCACAGAAAAUUACCAUAAAUCUAAAGCCAUCAGCAGGAUUAGGACAUCUGUGGAAUACAAACUGCUCCAACUCCACUCUAUGUCCUAUAAAUCAUAUGUAUGUCAACCUGAAUUGCAAAUGUAUUGGCAUGCCUAUAGUGUCACUGUCAAAAUCCUCCUCGUCCUUACGCACGCAGACCGCAGCAAUUGAAGAAGUUGAUUGAAUACCAUCUUUUCAGGAGCAAAUCAGGAUGAGGAAUGAAUGUAGUUCUGACCAACGAUGUCUAAAUCAUAUAAAUCUUAUGAAUCAUUUUAAAAUAUAUACUCACGUACUACAGAUGUGUGUACAUUUAACCUCAUUAGCUGAUGAAAUUCUCAUUAUUUUUUGCCUCAGAAACCUACAUGUAGCAGUGGAUUUAACUAAAGGCUGUGAAUUCAUUUGCAAAAGAAGAGAGGGGACUAAUUCACAAUGCCAGAUUGCAAAUCACUUUUGACUUUCCUUAUUUAUUAUUUAUUUUUUAUUAUAACUGUCUAAGACUUUGUCAAAAAGAUGAAUGAAACAUUACUCCUAAAUAAUGUAACGACUUGUAAAAGACUGCCUCCAACUGUGGAACCAUAUUUGACAUACAUAAUCAAAGAGCUUUCUAAAGGAAGUUUUUGCAAUUAUUCCACUUUCAAUUCCCUCUACAAUAUUACACUUUUUUGUGUGACUCAGAAUGUAAAAUAAAUGCCAGACAAAAACAAUAUGAGCAGUAGAACUUUUGACUUUACCUGUAGGUUUUGA